Terrapene triunguis (Three-toed box turtle) is the source of this 6305-nucleotide messenger RNA. It is a transcript of the gene UNC13B, whose product is annotated as unc-13 homolog B. The record is from RefSeq and is a predicted model, not a curated record. Gene Ontology annotation, biological process: neuromuscular junction development; synaptic vesicle priming; synaptic transmission, glutamatergic. Bases 173 to 4642 code for a protein of 1489 amino acids. The transcript has 37 exons. Gene Ontology annotation, cellular component: presynaptic active zone cytoplasmic component; synaptic vesicle membrane; presynaptic membrane. Gene Ontology annotation, molecular function: syntaxin-1 binding; calmodulin binding; diacylglycerol binding. Lineage: Eukaryota; Metazoa; Chordata; Testudines; Emydidae.
UUGACUCGCCGCGCCGCGCCCGGGCCGGAGGGGAGGCGGCGCUGCGGACGGUCCGGUGCCGCCGUGCCCGGGCAGGGGCAUGAGGAGAGCGCGGGGAGCGGCGGCAGCGGGCGGCCUCGCGGGGGUGAGCUGAGGCGGGCACGGCUGAGGGGAGCCGCGCGGGGCCCGCGCCAUGUCCCUGCUCUGCGUGCGAGUGAAAAAAGCAAAACUCCAGGGGCCACCAGAUAAAUUUAAUACCUAUGUGACCUUGAAAGUGCAAAAUGUGAAGAGUACAACAGUUGCAGUGCGAGGGGACCAGCCCUGCUGGGAACAAGACUUCAUGUUUGAGAUCAGUCGGCUGGACCUGGGCCUGAUUGUUGAAGUAUGGAACAAAGGGCUGAUCUGGGACACUAUGGUCGGGACUGUGUGGAUUGCACUUAAGGCCAUCCGGCAGUCUGAUGAGGAAGGACCUGGAGAAUGGUCUACGCUGGAGGCAGAGGUCGUAAUGAAGCAUGAUGAGAUCUGUGGGACCAAAAAGCCAACUCCCCAUAAAAUUUUGCUGGAUACAAGAUUCGAGUUACCUUUUGAUAUCCCUGAGGAGGAAGCCAGAUAUUGGACCAAAAAACUAGAACAGAUAAACUCUUUGGGAGAUCGUGGUGAGUAUUCAUUUUCAGAAGAAGUCCAGAAGAAACCAUUGCCCACUGCUGCCUCCCAGUGUUCCUUGGAAGACCCCGAUAGUGCAGUGGAUGAUAGAGACAGUGACUACCGCAGUGAGACCAGCAACAGCAUUCCUCCUCCUUACCACACCAUCUCCCAGCCCAACGCCUCUGUGCACCAGUUCACUGUGCCCUCUCGCCUGCAGCAGCAGGGUGUGUCUCGGGACUCCUGCAUGGACUCCAUGCAGAGCUAUGAUCUGGAUUACCGGGAACGUAUGGCCAUCAGUCCUGCGGGAAGCAGCAGGUAUGGCUCCUCAUGUAAUGUCAGUCAGGGAAGCUCUCAGCUGAGUGAGCUGGACCAUUACCAUGAAAGCACCCAUGGGUCUGAGCAAGAGGAUGAACACCGGGAAGGGGAAUCCAAUCAUUCCUGUCACAGCUCUGGCAGCUAUCAGAAGGAUGGCCAGGAGUGGCGCAGUGAGCCGGAGGAACACCCUGAGCAUCACAGCGAAACAGCAGAGAAGGAAAAGGUCUGUGUGAGAGAGGAGACAGCUCAAGAUCAUUCUGCAUCCAAAUUAACCCCACAACUUGAGAAGCCCAACGAUAUCCCUGCAGGGCGGCCAGAGAGUUACCUUGAUGAAAAUGAACCCCCAGCGUUUUCUCCUGCAAGAGCUCGCUGGCUCCGAGCCAUUAACAAAAUACGACUACGGCUUCAGGAGGGUCAAGAUGAUGGAGAUCCAUCAAAACCACCUUGGUUCAAAGAAGGGCCUGCAGGUGGUCUCUAUGGCAUUGACAGCAUGCCUGAUCUACGUAAAAAGAAACCAAUUCCACUUGUCAGUGAUUUGUCACUGGUUCAAUCCAGGAAGGCUGGAAUUACCUCAGCAAUGGCCACUAGAACUUCUCUUAAGGAUGAGGAGCUGAAAUCUCAUGUAUAUAAGAAGACCCUGCAAGCCUUAAUUUACCCUAUCUCCUGCACAACCCCUCACAAUUUUGAGGUGUGGACAGCUACAACCCCUACAUAUUGCUACGAGUGUGAAGGGCUCCUAUGGGGCAUUGCAAGGCAGGGUAUGCGCUGCACUGAAUGUGGGGUCAAAUGUCAUGAGAAGUGCCAAGACCUGCUCAAUGCUGAUUGCUUACAGAUGGCUGGUCACCCAUCUGUACUUGCUUGUCUUGUUCACAGUGAGUGCCAUAACUCCUCGGAUCGGAUCAAAGUGCGCGUCUGGGAUGAGGAUGAUGACAUUAAGUCUCGUGUCAAGCAGAGGCUGAAACGUGAGUCGGACGAUUUCUUGGGGCAGACCAUCAUCGAAGUCCGCACACUGAGUGGAGAGAUGGAUGUAUGGUACAAUCUUGAGAAAAGAACAGAUAAAUCUGCUGUAUCUGGUGCUAUACGCUUGCAAAUCAAUGUGGAAAUAAAAGGAGAAGAGAAGGUGGCUCCGUAUCAUAUUCAGUACACAUGCCUUCAUGAAAACCUCUUCCACUAUCUCACAGACAUUCAAGGGAGUGGGGUGGUGAAGAUCCCUGAUGCCAAAGGAGAUGAUGCCUGGAAGGUGUAUUUUGAUGAGACAGCCCAAGAGAUAGUGGAUGAAUUUGCAAUGCGUUAUGGUAUAGAAACAAUAUACCAGGCUAUGACGCACUUUGCAUGUCUGUCCUCCAAGUACAUGUGUCCAGGAGUGCCAGCUGUGAUGAGCACCUUACUGGCCAAUAUCAAUGCCUACUACGCGCACACUACUGCAUCCACAAACGUGUCUGCUUCUGACCGCUUUGCAGCCUCAAACUUUGGGAAAGAAAGGUUUGUUAAACUGCUGGACCAGCUGCACAAUUCACUCCGUAUUGACCUCUCCAUGUAUAGGAACAAUUUCCCAGCCAGCAGCCCUGAGCGGUUACAGGACUUGAAAUCCACCGUGGACUUGCUGACCAGCAUCACGUUUUUCAGAAUGAAGGUUCAAGAACUACAGAGCCCACCUCGAGCCAGCCAAGUAGUGAAGGACUGUGUGAAGGCCUGUCUCAACUCAACCUAUGAAUACAUCUUCAACAAUUGCCAUGAACUGUAUAGUCGCGAGUACCAGACAGAUCCCAACAAAAAUCAGGACCUUCCUCCUGAGGAGCAAGGCCCCAGCAUCAGGAACUUGGAUUUCUGGCCUAAACUCAUCACUCUGAUAGUUUCCAUUAUAGAAGAGGAUAAAAAUUCAUAUACCCCUGUCCUGAACCAGUUUCCUCAGGAGCUCACUGUUGGGAAGGUCAGUGCUGAAGUCAUGUGGAACCUUUUUGCCCAGGAUAUGAAAUAUGCCAUGGAAGACCAUGAGAAGCACAGACUAUGUAAAAGUGCAGACUAUAUGAAUUUGCACUUCAAAGUGAAAUGGCUGUACAAUGAGUAUGUUCGCGAUCUGCCUGCCUUCAAGGGGAAAGUGCCCGACUAUCCAGCAUGGUUUGAGCAAUUUGUGAUGCAGUGGCUGGAUGAGAAUGAAGAUGUUUCCCUGGAAUUCCUGCAUGGAGCCCUGGAGAGAGAUAAGAAAGAUGGGUUCCAGCAAACAUCUGAGCAUGCCCUAUUCUCCUGCUCGGUGGUGGAUGUCUUCACACAGCUCAAUCAGAGCUUUGAGAUCAUUAAGAAGCUGGAGUGUCCAGACCCUGAGGUUGUUGCUCACUAUAUGAGGAGGUUUGCUAAGACAAUUGGGAAAGUGCUGAUGCAGUACGCUGACAUUCUCUCCAAGUGUUUCCAGUCCUACUGCUCCAAGGAGAAACUACCCUGCAUCCUGAUGAACAACGUUCAGCAGCUGAGAGUGCAGCUCGAGAAGAUGUUUGAGGCCAUGGGUGCUAAGGAGCUGGACCCAGAAGCAAGUGACAAUCUCAAAGAGCUCCAAGUGAAACUGAACAAUGUUUUGGAUGAGCUCAGUGUUGUGUUUGGUAACAGCUUUCAGAGCCGUAUUGAUGAGUGUGUCAAGCAGAUGUCAGAUAUACUCUGUCAAGUGAAAGGGACAGGAAAUAUCCCUGCAAAUGCCAGGAACACAGUGGCGCAAGACGCGGACAAUGUCCUGAGGCCAUUAAUGGACUUCCUGGAUGGAAACCUGACUCUCUUUGCCACGGUGUGUGAAAAGACAGUGCUGAAACGGGUGCUGAAGGAGCUCUGGAGGGUGGUGAUGAAUACCAUGGAGAAGCUCAUUGUGCUGCCUCCACUCACAGACCACACGGGUACACAGUUGAUUUUCAGUGCUGCUAAGGAACUGGGACACUUGUCAAAGUUGAAGGAUCACAUGGUGAAGGAAGAAACUAGAAGUCUCACUCCAAAGCAGUGUGCGGUUCUGGACCUGGCCCUGGAUACUAUCAAACAAUAUUUCCAUGCUGGUGGGAACGGUCUAAAGAAAACCUUCUUGGAGAAGAGUCCAGACCUGCAGUCGCUCCGCUAUGCGCUGUCCCUCUACACUCAGACCACAGACACGCUCAUCAAAACCUUUGUCCAGACACAGACAGCUCAGGGUUCUGGUGUGGAUGAUCCAGUGGGUGACGUGUCCAUACAGAUCGACCUGUAUACACACCCAGGAACUGGUGAACACAAGGUCACAGUGAAAGUUGUGGCAGCCAAUGACCUGAAAUGGCAAACAUCCGGCAUGUUCCGCCCGUUUGUUGAAGUCACUAUGAUUGGACCUCAUCAAAGUGACAAGAAAAGAAAGUUCACAACCAAAUCAAAGAGCAACAACUGGGCACCCAAAUACAACGAAACCUUUCACUUCAUAUUGGGGAAUGAAGACGGCCCAGAUGCCUAUGAGCUCCAAGUAUGUGUGAAGGAUUACUGCUUUGCUCGGGAAGAUCGAGUCCUGGGGAUAGCUGUGAUGCAGCUCAGAGAUAUAGCGGACAAAGGAAGCUGUGCUUGCUGGUGCCCACUAGGGCGUAGGAUUCACAUGGACGAGACGGGGCUCACGGUCCUGAGGAUUCUUUCUCAACGAACCAAUGACGAAGUGGCCAGAGAGUUUGUAAAGUUGAAAUCGGAGUCCCGCUCCACGGAAGAAGGCACCUGAGCUGAGCUCUGAACAUUCCCCCUCUCGUUUUCCUUGUGCCAAUAUGUGCAAGUGUUCAACCAUUUUCUUUUACUAAUUACAAAAGGUUUUUCAGUUAGUCGGUGUUAGCUACAAUAGCAAACGUGCCGUACCGGAAACAAAUCCACCAAUCGGAUGUGAAUUAUUUAUUGUUUAGUGUCUGGGUAAGGCAUCCUAGAGAAUGAGACACACACUUUUAUUUAAGAUACAAAUUGUGCUUUGUACAAAAUGGUUUUCUCUCUGGUCUGGGCAUACUGGGUGGUGUGGAGAUGGAGCACUGUGAUUCAAUCCUCUGGAAUUGGCAGACAUGAAAUGUCUUCAGAAUCAAACAUGAAACAAACCACUCAGACAUGUUGGGAGGAGAACAAUACUUUUGGCUGUUGGAAAAGCACAGUUGUUCCCCUUACUGUAGAGCUGCCAAAGGAUGUUCUUGUGUCGAUAAUGCCAGUACAUGCCAACAUGGCACGCGGGCACCUCAGCAUCAACUUAAAAAAUGCUGCAUGGUUUUUAGACUAUGCAGCUAGAAUGAAGUAUGACCAAGAUGGUGCUGUCAUGAGCGGAGUCAGGACAAGCAAGCCAAAAGCCCAGGUGCCCCAAGCCUUCGCCCAAUUGAGAGCUGCAAAGACAGCUAACCAAGAGUAGACCACAGCUGAGCACACUGUCACUAGUUGGUGCAGCCAUAUUGCUGUGAAAUGAAGGCUGUUGCAGGCUGCUAGAUUCCACGAGCCAUACUCUGGGCACCUCUGACCCAUGGAACAAGCACUAUGGUGAUGACAAAUUAAAUGGCUGCUGUAUGUUGUUUUUAACUUCAGCGCUGUGCUAUCACUAGGUUUUUGACAUGUAGCAAACACAGAGGGUUUGGGUUUGAGUUGGUGGUUCAAUAUUUACAAGAUUUCAAUGGCAUUUGUUUCCAUGGAGUAGCUGAGGAUUCCUUGCUCUGUACCCUGAUGCAAUGGCCUGUCUGGGGCAGACACAGCAUGUGCUCAUCAGAAAGAACUCUGUCCAUUCACACAGGUUGGGGAGGGAGAGGGACUCUUCUCUCUUGAUCACAAGGUUGCAGUUGGCCGUGCAGAGGAUGGUUUGCAUAAGUAUGACUGUCGGUCAUUCUGUGAAUUCAUGUCACCCUGGGAAAUAUUUUUGCACUAGAUAAAAGGAGUGUCCAAUUUGUUUCUUGUAAAAUGAGAAGUCUUGAGCAAAGAUGAUUACGGGGACAUCAGGAUUGGCUUUUAACAUAUUUCUUAGGUUGGGAGACAAAGAUUAGGAUUUGUACUUGAGACUUCUUUUCCUUCCUGUUUGCAGCCAAGUGAGCACUGUCACACUCUGAAAAUGGAAGGUGGAACAAGCCAGUCCUGGCACAUAAUGUACUGUAACACUGUCAAUAACUGUCAAGGACUACAUAUUGGGUGAUUCCUUUUGUAUUUUAUUUUCUAUUUUUCUCUGACAUUUGUACAGCUGUAUGAUAUGAAUCUUGUACUUCACAGGCCGGCUUGUAGAGAUCUCAGAGACUGCAUACCUGCUUUGUUAUUGUCUAUAGAUGUAUUAUAAUAAUGAUCUCCAAAACUCCAAGCGAUUGUUAUGAUUUUUAAUCAUUGUCUGUGCCAUUGUUUUAGGAAAUGAUGAUAGUACAGUCUUUAAUAAAUUAUCU